Messenger RNA from Neodiprion virginianus, 4366 nucleotides. RefSeq names its product innexin inx2 (gene Inx2). Bases 227 to 1300 code for a protein of 357 amino acids. The record is from RefSeq and is a predicted model, not a curated record. The transcript has a single exon. Gene Ontology annotation, biological process: phototransduction. Lineage: Eukaryota; Metazoa; Arthropoda; Insecta; Hymenoptera; Diprionidae. Gene Ontology annotation, cellular component: plasma membrane; gap junction. Gene Ontology annotation, molecular function: gap junction channel activity.
GGGUUGAGUGGACCCGAGCGAGCAACGCAGGGGAACAACUCGUCGGACUUGUGCCGUGUGUGCGUCGACAGUAUUCUUUAACCUAGAUGACGACGCUUGACGGUAUAGCAGUGUUACCGCGAGUGCAAGUUAGUUGGUUAGUGUGAUUAUUCGUAGCAUCGAGCGUCGGUUACGGGACGUGUGCGCCCCCGUGGGACUCGCCUAAUACAAGGCCAAGACCGGCAAAAUGUUUGACGUUUUCGGAUCCGUGAAGGGCUUGCUCAAGCUCGACUCGGUAUGCAUCGACAACAACGUAUUCCGUCUCCACUACAAGGCUACCGUGAUUAUUCUAAUCGCCUUUAGCCUACUCGUCACCUCGCGACAGUACAUCGGGGAUCCGAUCGACUGCAUUGUCGACGACAUCCCGUUGAACGUCAUGGACACGUAUUGUUGGAUCUACUCGACGUUCACUUUGCCGAACCUCGCUGGUGAGGUCGGUAAAGACAUCGUGCAGCCGGGAGUCGGGCCUCACUCGGAAAAAGACGCGACCAAGUAUCACAAGUAUUAUCAAUGGGUAUGCUUCACGCUCUUCUUCCAAGCCAUACUAUUCUACGUGCCGCGUUACCUCUGGAAGUCCUGGGAGGGCGGCCGCAUCAAGAUGUUGGUCCUCGACCUUAACUGUCCCGUAGUAAACGACGAGUGUAAGUCGGAUCGCAAGAAACUCCUCGUCGAUUACUUCACGUCGAACAUGCACACGCAGAACUUCUACGCGUUCAGAUUUUUCCUAUGCGAGAUAUUGAACUUCGUGAAUGUAGUCGGUCAGAUAUAUUUCAUGGACUUCUUUUUGGACGGGGAGUUUACCACCUACGGCGCCGAGGUCGUCGGCAUGACGGAAAUGGAACCGGAGGAUAGAAUCGAUCCGAUGUCCCGGAUCUUUCCCAAGGUGACCAAGUGCACCUUCCAUAAAUACGGUCCCUCCGGAAGCGUGCAGAAGUUCGACGGACUCUGCGUUCUGCCGCUGAACAUCGUGAACGAGAAGAUCUACGUCUUCCUCUGGUUCUGGUUCAUCAUCCUGGCGAUCCUUAGCGGGCUCAGCCUCGCCUACCGCGCCGCCGUCGUCGCCGGGCCAAAGCUGCGUUUGAUUCUCCUUCGCGCCCGAGCUCGCCUAUCGCCGCAGACGCAGAUCGAGACCAUCGCCCGGAAGUGUCAAAUCGGCGACUGGUUCGUCCUUUACCAGCUCGGGAAGAACAUCGAUCCUUUGAUAUACAAGGAGCUCGUUGCCGACCUCGCCGACAAGCUUGACGGCAAGGACCCCGUUUAACAACCCUAGACUCGAUCGUCGUUUUCGACGAAUGUUAGAGUGUCGCGCCAUGUCCGAGGGGAUGCAGUUUCAACAUUAGCCACAAAUUUUCAUAUCACAAUCGAUCAAAACUACCUAUUGUUGUCAAUAGAAAUGGAAAAGAAAACGAUUAGUAUAAACAACUCCCAGACUUUGGCGUAGGCUCUAAUUGUGAUAAAUACAGGGGUCGGCGUCCACGCGAUGCUGCGGAACACUCGAGUUAACGGUACAUGUAUUAUUGCGAUCGCGUCUGAUUUCUAGAAAACGGCACGUGCAUUGAUCGCACGCAUACCUAGAAUCACUGCAUGUCCGAUCGUGUGUUGAGAAAUAUCUGGAAGACGUUUUCAAGGGUUGUACAACUGCUCUGCACAGGAUGCACGCUGUUUACGCGUAUAUUUAACAUACAUAUAUACAGUACAUGCCUAUGCAUAUGUAUACACACGAAUGUACGCACAUACACACACUCUCCGUUUUCGGUUGGCUUAGGCCGGAGCAAAUAAUAGGUUACAAUUGGUAGUCGGGACAGAUGUUGAACGUCCUAACGCUUCACGACCGUAAACGUACCCUUAUGCAGCCCGACUGCAUUCGGCAUGCACGCCACGUAGCCUAUCUUUGUUUGCGCCCUUGCCCGCCGCAGUUCUCGGAAAGGCACGGUUUACAACCGAAAGCGAAUGUCUAAAGGCGGCCCUUUGUCACAGUCAGUCUCACAGCGGUUCUCAUCGAGCGGUUUAUCUCUGCCGCCUUGCCAGACGCCACCUAUUCACGCAUGCCUGCUUCUAUCCGUGCACUCCGUGUGUGUGUGUGUGUGUGAUUGUGUGUUUUGAGGAGAGAAAGGAGAAAAUGAUAAUUUUUGUCCAUCAACGCACACAUAACCGUAUACCGAUUCAUAGAUGUACGAGCAAGUGUUGCAGCCGUGAUAUUUUUUUUAAAUAUUUUUGCGAUAGCGCACCGCUGCACGCCGUUCCCUAUUAACAUUAUUUUUAUCGUAGUAAUUGGUAUACUAUUUUAGUAUAUAGUAUCUUUCUUAACCGUAAAGUUUUCAUUCCACGAGGGACCAAUAAAAAUAUAUGUACAUACAUACAUAUGCCUACAUAUAUAAUUGAUAAGUAUAUUCAAAUGAAUUACGUGUUUUUUUUUUGUGGUUUUUUUUUAUAUAUAUAUAAAAAUACAUUAUUAUUCUUUGUUAGAUCCGAUCCAAUGAGGAAGAGUCACUGUUUGUUCAUGCGUCCCCCUUAUACAAGUUUCGAACAAAACUAGGGAUUCUCCUCCAUGAAUGAUUUAGAAUUUUUUUCGUUCAGUUUUACGUUGCUUUUGGUAGUCGCAAAUACCAAAAUAAUGUAAAAGGAGAGAAGACAAAUAUUUUUGAAAAUUGAUGCUCAAAGUAAGACUGCCACAAGUACACACUCCAUCAUAUCGUAUCUUGUGAAAUUUUAUAUUAUUAUUAAUAAUAAUGAUUAAUGAUAAAUCAAUAAUAAUUCCAAACACGAUUAGAGAAUUGUGUGAAUCGCAUAAUAGUUAUAUGAUGAAUAGAUGAAAUUACAAUUAUUAUUGUCGAAUGUCAGGCUCGCUGUCAGGUUUUCGUGGAUUAACGUCUACGCAAAUGUUCAACUAAGAGACGCACAAGAUGUGAGAAUAUGCAAUAUAAAUAUAUAUUUUCACUGUAUCCUUACAGAUUGUGAUUGUCGGAAAUAUUUUAUAUGUUUGUAUAUAUAUAAAAAUAUUCACUGUAAUUUAAAUAAGUCGUGAAAUUUCUAAGAAGAAAGAGAGAAAGAUACUUAAAUUGAACACCAAUUUUUAUUUUUCUUCAUUUUACAAACAAUCGCACCAUUUUCCUUGUCGAGACAUCUCAUCAUUCCCACCUAAAUACAUUUCAAACGAUUUGGUACGCCGAAUGUAUGCCAUACGAGUUUCUAUAAUUUUCUAUAUGUAUUUUAAUAAGACAUUUCAUUAUAGAUGUAGCAUUAAAAAUCGUAAGAGAUGUAGCCUGCCGUGUGAAAACAUUCAAGCGCGCAAUGCUCUAAGACGUUAGACUUAAGGUUUGAUAAAUUGCAAUAAUAGCAACAGUGAUAGUUGGCGACAAUAGUUUACAUAAUAUUAAUGAAACGCUGUAAGAAUAAAAUAAAUAUCAUAUUUUUUGUAGCCUUUAAACAAACACGAGAACUUCUCUGCUCCUUAUCGUUUACCAUACGAUUGUUAUUAUUUCUUAUUUUCUGUUUUUUUUUCUCUCUCUCUCUCUCUCUCUCUCUCGAGGUUUCCUUCCUUUUUUUUUCUCACGGAGUAUCUACACGUAUAAUUCAUAAUUGUGAGUAUACACUUUGUAUCUCGUCACCUCGUCGUCACGCUAAUUGGUUUUAGAUCAUCAAUUUUGUGAAAUCAGCUGCGAACCUUCUUACUUACUUUUAGCACAAAAUGAUUGGCUGGAUGCAAUCAUUUCUCACGAAUGCAAUUUUCUGUAUCGUCAAUAAUCUUAUUUUUAUUAUUAUUAUCAUUAUUAUUAUUAUUAUUACUAGUACCGUUCGCUUCGCUACAGUCCGUGCUUUGGGUAUGUUCUGAGAUUAGCCUUUCCGUAAUAGGGCUUUGUAGUCCAAGUGCCUCGCGAGACAAUGAUAUCUAUUCAUAGGUAGUUAUUUUAUUGAUAAGCAACCCAGAUGGUAUAGUAGUUAAUGAAAAUGAAUAAAAAGCGCCCGGUCAAUUUUUAAAUUAAAUGUUUCGCCUAUAAUGAGCCGUGAUUGUGGUCGAGUGAAGACUGGAUAAAAUAAAAUCAAAUAUUUGCGAAAAGUGUUGUCCAAGGGGAUAUAUACGUGAUAGUUACGAAUUCGCUGCAAUUUCUUGUAGAUAAUAAAUAGUGAGGAAGAUAACGAAACAGACCUGUAUUAAAAAUGAAAAGAAGAAAACAUGUUCAGCUAACAUUCCAUAUUGUAUAAUUUAUGCAUACGAGCUAACAAAAGAAAGACAAUUAAGUAAGUAAGACGAUAAUAAAAAGAAAGAAUUAAUGUAAAGAUGCAAACUAGCCGAUCAAAUUGAAAUAAAGAUAGCUGCAAAACAGUA